AAACCAUUGAAACCACAAUGAAAACAUUUUCCUUUCUCAAAAUAGGCAACAUGCGGUCGGUUUUUCGAGUUAUGUACUGUAGUUUAAAACUAUUCUUUCUCCGCAGUUCAAUUCACCAAUGAGAAACCUACAGUUACACCUUACUCCCGACAGUGUGAAGCGUUCACCUGGAGGCAUUAAAAACAACUGCGUACACGGCUAGGGUUGCAAAAUGGCACGUUGCACAUGAACGUGCGCUCUCAGGCGCGAAAUGGAUGCUACUUAAAAUGAACUUUGCCAUCGUGGCACGCAUAAAUAGACACCAGCGGCACACGGUGCCGGUCUACACCAGGUAUUCCCGAAGCUCCUCAGUCACUGCAGUUUCGCAGCGGCUCUCGCACGCAAUCCCUGGAUGGGUGGUUGCCAUGGUUUCUCGGGUCACAUGCAUGGGCUUCCUGUAGCCAGCCAGCCAGCGGCAUAGAUGCUACAAAUUUCACUGCCAUUUUCAUUCAGCAGGCGGUAGAGGAGGAAGGUCUGUGUUGAAAGCACUGGGACUCGUGUGCUGCAGACAAAACCCCUGUCAGCUGCACUGCACAUUUUGGAUUGAUCUGUUUUCGGAAACUUUUCUCCCGUUUCCUCAAAUUUUAUCACUCAGGAGCCGAGCUUUAAAAACCAACAACUAGGGUGAUCGAAUUCCUGUGAUACUAUUUUGCACUUAUUUCUCCAGAGAUUGAUUAUAGGAAUGAGUAUAGAAAUCCCUGCAGGGCUGACGGAGCUGUUGCAGAGCUUUACAGUGGAGGUCUUGAGGAAUCAGCCGGGAGAUCUGCUCGAGUUUGCCCUGCAGUAUUUCACCCAGCUGAAGGAAAGUCAGAGUACAGGGGAGGCACUGGGCCAUGAGCAAAACUCGUCUUAUAGACCCGGGAAGGGAGUCAACUUUAUUGAAGAACCCAUGCAAACGGAUUCGGAAAAUGGAGAGGAGGAUGAUGAAGACGACGAGGAAUUCGUAGCCCCAGUUAUCAACAGAUUCGUAAGAAGAGCUUCAGUCUGUGCUGAAGCAUUUAACCCUGAUGAUGAGGAAGAAGACACAGAACCCAGGAUAAUUCAUCCCAAAUCAGAUGAGCAAAGACAAAGACUACAAGAGGCAUGCAAAGAUAUCCUUCUAUUCAAAAGCUUAGAUCCGGAGCAGAUGUCUCAGGUAUUGGAUGCCAUGUUUGAGAAGAUUGUGGAAACUGGUGAACAUGUAAUUGAUCAGGAUGAUGAUGGAGAUAAUUUCUAUGUCAUUGACAGAGGAACAUAUGACAUCUAUGUAAAAGUAGAUGGCAUCAAUCGUUGUGUCGGUUCUUAUGAUAAUCGUGGGAGUUUUGGUGAGCUGGCCUUAAUGUACAAUACCCCAAGAGCAGCUACAAUCAUUGCUACCUCACCUGGUGCUUUAUGGGGUUUGGACAGAAUAAUGUUCCGGAGAAUCAUUGUGAAAAACAAUGCCAAAAAGAGGAAAAUGUACGAGUCAUUCAUUGAGACACUUCCAUUGCUGACAUCACUUGAACCCUCAGAAAGAAUGAAAGUUGUGGACGUAAUAGGAUCUAAAGUGUACAAAGAUGGAGAACAGAUCAUUGCUCAGGGAGAUUCAGCUGAUUGUUUUUACAUAGUGGAAUCUGGUGAAGUAAGAAUAACAAUGAGAAGGAGCAAGUCUAAAACAGGUGUGGAUGAAAGUGGAGAAGUGGAAAUAGCACGGUGCAGCAGAGGACAGUACUUUGGAGAACUGGCUCUGGUAACAAACAAGCCACGAGCUGCUUCAGCAUAUGCUGUAGGAAAUGUCAAAUGUUUAGUUAUGGAUGUUCAGGCAUUUGAAAGAUUGUUGGGUCCCUGUAUGGAAAUUAUGAAAAGGAACAUCGCAAACUAUGAAGAGCAGCUUGUUGCCAUGUUUGGAAGUAAUAUGGACAUUGCUGAUCCUAGCGCAUGAAAACGAAGCAAAAAGAACUAACGUGCAUCUUAUGGGAUGAAAAACAAAGCUGGUUCAAGAAAACUGUCAACUUUGUGUAGAUGCCAAGCAUUUCACUGACUUCUAUUUUUUAUUAUUUUACUCUAAGAAAUGCGAAACACUAAACAAUGGCAAUCUAGAUGUUAUUUUGAAAAACAUGUUGUUAUACUUCCAGGACUUAUGAGGGAAUGCCUUUUUUCUGGGUCUUAAGCCUCUUAUCCUUUAUUCCAGAUCUACAGUAUCAUUUGCUUUUAUUAUACGUAUUUGAUUGUAUCUUAACAUUGCAGUCUGAGUCUUUAAUUUUUAUUUUUGCUUUCCUGAAAAUUCACCUAUUUUCAUUGUUUCAUUCUUUCAGUUACCUACAAUUAAUUCAUUUUAAAUUGGCAUUCAAGUUAAGUGCACAUGUAAUGAUUAUUUGGUAAACGGUAAACUAGAGAAAUGUUUUACUUACAUUCUAUCUAGUCACAGAAAUAUAGGGUUAAAGAGUACUGUAGGUUAUAUAAAAAAUGAUUUUUUAGGGAAAAAAAUCAAAUCUAGUUCACUGUUGCUGGCAUUUUAUGACUCUUGCAUUCUCCAGUUAUUUUUGUGCUGUUUUAAACAAAGUCUUUUGAUGUAUGUUUUUUUUUUAUAAUUUCUAAUUCAUUUUGAAGAAAAUGAACAACUUAAUUAACAGAAAAUGAUGAAUGGUACUGCAGUUAAAAUGAUACAUGUGGUUAAUGUUAAUUUUAAACAUUCAGGUUUAUACUAGCUUUUAUGAUUGCUGUAUUGUUGUUUUAGAAAAUUAAUGAAUUCAAAAUAUGUUUUAAUUUAAUUGAAAUUUGAUAGGUUUUGCUCAAUUAUAAACCUUGAUAUAAUUAAUAUAUAGGUCCCAUCUAAAAAUUGAAAGCAAAUAACCUGUUAGGAACUUUUUAAAAGAUAACAGCAAUUUACUACUCUUAACAUGCUACUGGUUUUACAGUCAACAGUAAAGAAUCAACAGUCAACAGUAAAAGUAAAGAAAAGUCAGCUGGGACUGUGUAAAAGAUAUUGGAAAUCUGAUGUUAUGUUGUUCUUUCAAUUUUAGUUUUUUAGUUGGGCCUUUUCCAUGGACACUAUAGGUUUUGUUUCCACCCUCUUCAAUACCUUAGAAAAUAAUCUUUAACCAACAGCAUUCCUGUAUUCAUCUACCUAAUAUUAAACAUACUUGUUUGAAUUGUUA
Molecule: messenger RNA, 3155 nt
Organism: Lepisosteus oculatus (spotted gar)
Lineage: Eukaryota; Metazoa; Chordata; Actinopteri; Semionotiformes; Lepisosteidae
Product: cAMP-dependent protein kinase type II-beta regulatory subunit
Biological process (GO): negative regulation of cAMP-dependent protein kinase activity
Cellular component (GO): cAMP-dependent protein kinase complex
Molecular function (GO): cAMP-dependent protein kinase inhibitor activity; protein kinase A catalytic subunit binding; cAMP binding
Source: RefSeq, a predicted model, not a curated record